CUGCAGUACACUUGUAUCAUCUCAAGAUCAUCGCAUCACGAACCUCAUUUGGAGAAAGAGAACAGGGAACAGCCAAAUGGGGUUAUACAGGAGGUUCUGAUCCUCUCGUUUCUAGUCCAGUGGGCUACGGUAAUGUCACAGGGUAUGAAGGAGAUGCCCUUCAACCAGUCAAUAAUAGGAUUUCCUAGACUGCCUGCAGACUUCAGGGAAAUGGCCAAGAAACUGAUGAGCGCAUGCUUCAAGAAAGGUCACCAGGUGCCUGUUAUGAACAAUUCAAAGAACAGCUCAUAUGGACAAAUGAUGGCGAGCCCCAUCUCUAUUUUUCCAGAGCUUCUCUCCUCGCUCACUCAGUCUGUCCUCUCUCAGCCUAAACCAAAGAUUAAUGAAACAGCAGGGGAACAGGACUCAGUCUGGAACAUUGCUGAGAAGAUGCAGAACUGCACCAACUUGGGCCAUAUGAUUGAUCUCAUGAGGAAUAGUUCGGAAGGUCCUCGAUGUUUUAUGCAGGCAUUCAUUGCUCCUCUUUCCUGGAUGGCGAUCGUGCAGAAUGGAACAGACCUCAGUAAAGAAGAUCUCACAAAGCUUUUAUGGACGUCUAAACCCUUCUUAGAAACAAUGCCUCAAUCUAGCUUUGUGUUGCCAGCGUUUUCACAAAGCUCUCACCUGGCUGAAACGAUGAAGGUGUUUGGUGAAGUGUUCAGCGUUCUGUCUGAGGAAAAGAGAAAUACGGUUAUAGGGUGGAUCAAAGAGAGAGUUACGUUAAAUGAAUUUAAAUGCCAUCUGAAAGCACCUGCCUUCAGCACCCAGCCUUCAGGAUCACUGGAAAAACCUAUCAUACAAAAUGGCCCAUCAGUCAGAGCAGAGAUGACUGGGAUGAAUGCAGGAGCUCAAGGGACUCAACAUGCAAUGAUGAAUGCUUCAACAGCUGUCCAUAUAUGCCCUUCCAAAAUGCAGUGGUUGAACUCUACGGUGUUGACAAUGAUGGGGCCUUUUCUAUCUCGACUGUCUUUAGAAGAAGCAAAGGCCAUCCCUAAGGAAGAGCUAUGCGGGUUUUUCAGGACUUCAGAUUUUCCUCCAUCAUUUCAAAAUGCUAACGGAAUACAGCCUGCUCUUGGUCGAACACUUUUUCAGCGUUUAAAACAAGAGUGUUCCAGCACUGACAAUUUCACUCAAAACCUGGACAGGCUGGGCUCUUUGGCUUGUUUCUUUGAUGGUGCACAGUCUCUGAAUCUGAAUUUUAGUAGAAAACUGCUGUCUCAGAUUGAAGCCUGUAACAACCCUGAAAUAGACAAGAUGAAAAGACAGCUAGUACAGAACAUUCUGAAUGAUGGCAGUUCUUCCUCUCCUGAGCUUCUGCUGUCUCUGGGCUCCGCCGUGUCUGCCCUUCCUCUUUCCCGUCUGUCCCGCUUCACCUCUGAGGACCUGAACAAUACCCUCACCAGCUUGAGUCAGGCCAGUUGGAGCCCAGCUCAAGCUAAGACUCUGGCUAAGAAACUGUUGGAAGCUGCUAAGAAUGUAAGUGGUGAGAAGUUGUUGUCUCUGGGUACGGUGGUGAGAGGGGUGGCCAGUUCCGUCCUCAAGAAUGUGAAGGCAGAAGGGCUGCUGGGAAAUCCAUCCCUGAACAAUAUGAGUGAUAAGAUGUCCUCCCUACAAAAAACAGCACUACUGGAAGCGUUCCGUCGUGAUGUGAAUGCAUCUGUGCUGGUGAAGGGGUUGCCAGAUUCUCUCCUCUCUUCUGUGCCUCUGUCCAUGCUGGAGAAGGCAGACCUCAGCUCCGUGGAUCAGCUGCAGGGACGCGGAUGGACUCGUGCUCAAUCAGCUUUCCUUCUGAAGAAGAUUUUGGGUAAUAAGAUCAGCCUUAGUGAAUUACGGAAGCUGGGUCAGGCUGUACAGGGUGUCACUUGUGAAAUGAUUGAAAAAAUCAAUCGAACUGAUGCUUUGGAAAUGGCACAGACACUUAACAAUUCCUGCGCAUGGCUCUCCAGGGUUCAGAUUCGCUGUACAGCUCAAAAGCUCUUUGCCAGCUUGGAGGAACAGAGACCAGGAUAUUUCAAUGACGUUAAAAACUCUGAGCUCCAGGCCAUCCCAGCUGUGCUGCUCAUCCAUCUACCAGUGGAGAAGAUUCAAAACCUGUCCGAUGCCGUGUGUCCUGCUUUCAUGGAGAAGAUGAAUCAGGUCAACCUGUCCUUUCUACCAAACAGCUCUCCAGCACGCAGCGCACUUACCAAAAGAGCCAUCGGCUGCCUGAAGAAGAAUGCGUCUGAUCUGUCUGCGGCGGAGGUUUUGACUCUAGGUCCUCUGCUGUGUGAGCUGGACCCUGUCUGGAUUUCCUCUCUGAAUCCCGCGGCUCUGAACUCCACUCUGCAGGCUCUCGCCUCCUGUCAGUGUAUCCAGCAACAGCACAGAGAGCAUCUGUUCAGGCUGCUCACGACCACCUUCGGGGACCCUACUUUAUGGUCAGAGGAAGAUAUGAGGGGGCUUGGGCCGCUUUUGCUACUUAAUGACACAGCCAUCGAAAAGCUGCCACCCAAAAGCUGGAUAAAGUCAUAUCUGUCAGACCUGAUGAAUAGUUUGCCGACUCAGCCUGCAGUUCCUCCUCCAAAGGAGUUCCGCUCUUGGUUCGAUCUCUCUGCAUUUCGUCGCAAACUUUUCGACCUCAAAACGAGUAGCACGCUACAAAACCGCAGGAGGCGUGAAGUGGUGCCCUCCCUAACAGAGCCCACACUCAUAUAUAUUGAAGAUCUCAAACAGGGGAACAUAUACUGGAGUCCAGCCCAGUUCAGUAAAAUGACUGUGCAGGCUUUCAAAGAUGGUGUGCCGACAUUAGGAGAGAUAACCAACUACAGCACAGAACAACUGGCUGCACUCAGACUCAAAACUGUGGAGGCUUGGGGGAGUGUGUCCAUGUGGAACGAGUCUCAGAUCGCGGAUCUGGGCUGCAUCUGCCAGGGCUUCAGUGCUGAAGAGCUGAGCAACCUCAGCAUUGCCUCACUGGACACUCUAGAGACUAUGACCACCUGCAACUUUACCCAGACGCAGAGGACAUCAGUCUGGCAGGUCUUUGAAAGGGUGGCUGCAAUCAAUGUAUCUAGACUGGGACAGCUGGAGAUGGUGGGUCUGGGGCAGUUUAUCUGUGGUCUGCAGCCUGGCCAGGUCGAUCAGCUCAAUUCCCUCAGCUUCAGGGAGUCAGUAGAGGCGGUGGGUCGUGCUCCUUGUCCUUUGAACAUUAGAGAGCGUCUGAAGGAAAAAGCUGUGGCUGUGUUUGGAAAGUCACAAACAUGGACUGAAGCUCAAGUCAGCGCUAUGGGCAACAUCAUCGCUGGUUUAAGUGGUGCCGAGCUGGGAAGUCUAAAUUCAUCUGUCCUGUCAUUCAUUCAGCCGUCCGCCAUCCCUCUCAUAUCCUCGGAUCGCUUAGCUGCACUGUCAGUCAGCCAAUUGAAGGCUUUGGGUCCUGACAAUGCUGCGGCAGUAACAGAGGCUCAGCGUUCAGGGCUGAAAGUCGAUCAAAAUGCUGCACUGGAUGAAGCUGUGGGGCUAAAAACUACACGUAGUGAGGUGUCCACUGGAAACGCCACCUCAAUCUCCAGUCCAGGCUCCGGCUCCGGCUCAGGCGGAUCAGCCACGCUACCACUAAAAGGAGGUGCAGCUGUAGAGAGCAUGGCGGGAUGUGUCCUCCUCAUGCAGGCCAUUGCACUGCUGUUGUUUGGAUACAUUCUCUAAGGCGCAGAAAGGUCAAAGGCCACCGCCUGCCAUGUGUCCAAUGACAGAGGCUGAUGUAUGAUCAACCAGCAAAGCAGUAGAUUUAAGAAAUGCUAUAAUCGCUUCGUUUCAAAACUUUAUUUAACACUAAGUCACUGAUUGCACAUUUAAACUCAGUGAUUAGACCCUAACCAAAGAUAGCACGAGAUGGUGAGAUGGGGGUUUGACAAAAUGCGGGUCUAGCCUAUCUUUAACUUUAACUAUAAAGAGAAAUUAUAUUUGAUAAUAUUGCUAUUUGGGUUUUUUUCAAAUGCACAUCUGUUAUUAUUCCAUGUUAUUAUUUAUGUGAGUAAACCCGGUGUGUACUUCAUUAAGGUGUAUCUGAGAUGAAGUUUUAUUUUCAGUUAUUUAAUUGCAGUUAAAUGUUUGUAUUAGAGGUCGUGUUCUAUUUAAAAUCAUUUAUACCUAAACAUAAAGGUUAAUAAA
Puntigrus tetrazona (Sumatra barb) is the source of this 4185-nucleotide messenger RNA. It is a transcript of the gene otoa, whose product is annotated as otoancorin. Gene Ontology annotation, biological process: cell-matrix adhesion. Bases 133 to 3720 code for a protein of 1195 amino acids. Lineage: Eukaryota; Metazoa; Chordata; Actinopteri; Cypriniformes; Cyprinidae. Gene Ontology annotation, cellular component: cell surface. The transcript is spliced from 30 exons. The record is from RefSeq and is a predicted model, not a curated record.